GCACCGAUGGGAUAUUCCCGUCCAGAGGGGUAAAGCUGUCUCAGUUCUCAACGUCUCGUCGGCGUCUAUUUCGUGGUCUAUUUCGUCUAUUUCGUUUGUCCCAGAAUGUCUCUCCGCUCGCAGGUGGAAGCAUUUUUUUUGUUGGUGUUUCGGCGUGCAUGCGUGCGCCGAUUAUCAUCGAGAGACCGAUUUCACGGUCGUUUUCGAUGUCCAUCAACCACUCAGUCGGAGCUGACGGACGGCUGAUUGCGUCGGUCAGUCUUCGUGAUGCGUUCAAGAUGAUGGCAUGACAUUGUGUCACCGGACAGUCAUACGCACACACCCACCCCACCCAGUGGCGGCGGUGAUCUCGGGAAAAUCAAACGGGCGCGCGUGUGCGUGUGUGUAAUUAACGUGUGCGCGUGCGUAUGUGACAAUUGAAAGUGAAAUCGAAGGGGAAAGAAGAAAAUUUGAAAAGUGAAAUCAAAAUCAACCCGGCAAACCUUUGGUAACGGGCAAACCGUUACCGGGUCUCUAGCAUUCUAGCAUGAUCAAGUUUUGGGAAAGAGUCAAGUUGGGAGAAAGAGGGAUGAGAUAACAACAAGAGAGAGAAAAAAAAACAAAGGUUCGUAAAAAUAGGAAACAACAAAACACAUAUUGUAGUGUUUCUGUGGGGAGAAAAAAAGAAGCAUCAAAGCCAGAACAGAACAGAACUAGAGGUCUUCAUCUGGCGAAGAUCCCCUGGAUGUGAAUAUUUGACAGAUGAAAAAACGUCGCUUGAGAAAAAAAACGAUCGUGAUCGUGAAAAAGGUGAUCUGGUGUUUAUCUGGAGCAAGUGAUAAAGGUGUGCCAGAAGCGAUCAUAAUACAGUGUGCGAAUAUUGAAAAGGAAAUGAAGCGCAAUAGCCACCAUCGAAAGUCACCGCCUCAGUACGGUAGAAUGUGUACCAAUGUAUAAAUUAAUGUCAAUUAUGGCAUGAAAAUUAGUGACCAGCGAGUAUUUGUUUUACAAAGCUGAACAGGGAAAAGUAGCUAAACCGAAAAGGAAAUAAUGCUGAUAACGGCCCGUGAGUGCAUUAGCGAUCGAACUCAAUGCGUGAGAGAUCAAUACGUGCUGUGAUAUAAAAUAUUGAAGAUCGAUAGUACCAGUGUACCAGUGUGUGUGUGUGUCUGUGUGUAUUGCUGCAAAGUUCCUUCCCCUUUACAUGUGGUACGAUGGAUUCGCAGGAGCAAAAUCAGGUGGAAAUACAAUCAGUGAACCCAAUACCCAAUCGACGUCCCAUCAAUGAUCUGCAUUACAGUGCCAUUAACAGCAAUUACCGGCAGCAGAACAAGUUAAACAGUAACAGUUCCAGCAGCCCAACGAAUGUGAAUUCAUCGAACACUGCCGGUGCUAGUGAGGAAACGAAGGCACUCCUGCCAACGAUUGGUCCAAGUGGACGAAAGUUUGUGAUCGUACCAUGUCAAACGGGUGGCGCAAUAGGAGAUCCCGGUGGAGCGGGACCGAGUACGAGCGGUGGAUCGGGUGGAGCGAAUCCGGGACCAAGUGGUGUAAAGGUUGAACUGGGCGAAGCUUCGAUGUCCAGCGGACCGAGCUCAAUAACAGUUCCAACGGCACCGGUAGGAUCAUAUCUGAAGCCGAAAUACUUCAACAGUCUACGAUCGGUACGAUCAGCGAAUGAUCCACAAGGCUUGGCGAAUGUGCAACAGAAUCAGGCCUCGAUCGUACGCAGCGGUUCGUACAUAUUCAGCGAUGUCGGCGGUACACCGCGGCUAUUUUCCGACGCCACCUCGAUCCGAUCGCUCGCCUCCAUCGGCAUGGGAUCCACCGAUGGGCGACGUAUGGUCAUCCGAAGGGUACCGAACUCCCCGAACGAGCUGCUCACCAUGAUCAACCCACCGACCCCACCAGAUGAAACGUACGAAAAUGAAAGCUAUGGGGGUUUGUCGGAUGAUUCCGAUCUUGAUAAUCUCAAACCGCGCAAGCAACACUGGGCAAACAAGAUGCAGUUCGUGCUUGCCUGCAUCGGAUACUCGGUGGGUCUGGGGAACGUGUGGCGAUUUCCGUAUCUGUGUUAUAAAAGUGGAGGAGGAGUAUUUCUGGUGCCCUAUUUCAUCAUUCUGCUCAUCUGUGGAAUUCCCAUGCUGUUCAUGGAGCUGGCGGUCGGGCAGUAUACGGGCCGCGGACCGAUCGGUGCGCUUGGACAGCUUUGUCCACUGUUUAAAGGUACCGGUCUGGCGAGUGUGGUCGUUUCAUUCCUAAUGUCCACAUACUACAGUGUGAUCAUAGCGUAUGCAAUCUACUACUUCUUCACUUCGUUCCGGCCGGAACUACCGUGGACGGACUGUUCGCACCGUUGGAACACACCCGACUGCUGGAUACCGGAGCGCAUGAAACACAAUCUAACGCGCCCGGAUAUGUCCCGCACACCGACGGAGGAAUUUUUCGAAAAUAAAGUUCUGCAAAUUAGCCACGGUAUUGAGUAUCCGGGUGCGAUGCGAUGGGAGCUGGUAGCGUGCCUAGUUUGUGCCUGGAUUCUGGUAUACUUUGCCAUCUGGAAGUCAAUCAAAUCGUCGGCAAAGGUGCGCUAUCUUACGGCCACAUUACCCUUUGUGCUGAUCGUGGUAUUUCUGGGACGCUCGUUAACUCUGGAAGGUGCAGACAAGGGACUCCACUAUUUCUUCCGUCCAAAUUGGGAAGAACUGGGAAGGGCUAAUGUUUGGAUCAAUGCAGCAGCACAGAAUUUUAACUCGAUCGGUAUUGCGUUCGGUUCGAUGAUUUCGUUCGCAAGCUACAACAAGUACAACAAUAAUAUCCUGCACGACACGCUGGCAGUGUCGUUCGUCAAUGCCAUCACGAGCUUGCUGGUUGGGAUCUUUGCAUUUGCCACGAUCGGUAACAUAGCGCUAGAGCAGAGCACUACCGUCGAGGACGUGAUCAGCGGUGGGCCGGGAUUGAUCUUCGUCGUGUAUCCACAGGCGUUAGCGAAAAUGCCUGCCGCUCAGCUGUGGGCCGUGCUGUUCUUCUUUAUGCUACUCUGUCUGGGAUUGAAUAGUCAGUUUGCCAUCGUGGAAGUUGUGGUUACCUCGAUUCAGGAUGGAUUUCCUCGAUGGAUCAAGCGAAAGCUCGUUUACCAUGAGCUGCUGGUGCUGAUCGUGUGCGUCGUAUCAUUCUUUGCCGGGUUGCCCAAUCUCAUACAGGGCGGAAUAUACUUCUUCCAGCUGAUUGACCACUAUGCGGCCUCGGUAUCGAUCAUGUUUCUUGCAUUCUUUGAGACGAUCGCGAUCGCGUGGUUCUACGGUAUUAAUCGACUGUCGAAAAACGUGAAGCAAAUGACCGGACGCUAUCCGUCGUUUUAUUUACGUUUCUGUUUGCUGAUCGCCGUUCCGUUGCUGUUGAUCUCCUUGUGGAUAUUCAGCUUGAUCAACUAUGAAGCCCCAACGUAUCAUAAUGGAAAAUAUCAUUAUCCAGGCUGGGCGCAUGGACUUGGAUGGACAAUAGCUUCCGCUUCUUUGGUUUGCAUUCCAUCGUAUGCCGUGUAUCAGAUUGUUCGUGCCGAGGGCAACACACUUGGCGAGAAACUGCUGAACACAUUGAAGCCGAACAUUUACGAGUGUAAGAUAUGUGGCGAACAUCAUUGCGAUCAUGACUUUCCCGAGGAAGAGCUGGGACCGGAAAUGGCCAUCGUUGAGUCAACAUCCGGCGCUCCUCUAAUACUGCAGCCACCUCCACCGGGACAUAUGCACUACACACAACAGCAGCAGCAGCAACAGCAGCAACAACAAAAUACACUAGAAGAACCGAUGCUGCGUAACACCACAACAGUUCCCACUAACAGUGGUCCACCGACAUCAAACUCAAACGGUGAUGAAACGCGAUGAUUCGGAACCGAUCGUACGUAAUGAUUGAUUUCGGUAGAGUGGAGCCAACCAUACACAGUAACAUUGAAGGUUGAAAACAAAAUUUAAGCUAACGUUUAAGCAUUACAAAAGCUACAAUUGCAAAACCAACCCCACGUGCGGAUAAAAGACAACUCAAUAAUAUUAGUGCAAUGUCACCAACUUAGUUACCAUACCGAGCGUGAUAGGAAGGAAGGCACCUAACCAAUUUAGUGUAGUCGAUACCGUUUACUAAUACGAAAGAAAAGCAAAAGGCAGAGCGCUACAUUGCCGCUGUUUACGUGUUCUUGGGAGCGAACGUUUAAAUUCGUGUAGAGUGCCUGUGGCGUUAGUUUCAUUACUAGUUUCUUUCCUAGCUGUUAAUGCAUCGUAGGCUCCAAGAGCUUGCUUUUCCGUCAACGGUUGCGUAGUGUUCGAAAUCGUUCGUUUUGUGACAAACCGAGUUAGUCGAGGAUCCGAAAUUGGAUGAAUAAAAGCAGAAAGAUGUACGAUAUUUGUAAAGCCUUGCUAGGUUCGUUUCUAAACUAAAUAAAACUCGUGUACUAAAACA
This is a messenger RNA of Anopheles funestus (African malaria mosquito), 4428 nucleotides long. RefSeq names its product sodium- and chloride-dependent GABA transporter ine (gene ine). Lineage: Eukaryota; Metazoa; Arthropoda; Insecta; Diptera; Culicidae. Gene Ontology annotation, molecular function: osmosensor activity; neurotransmitter:sodium symporter activity. Gene Ontology annotation, biological process: neurotransmitter transport; sodium ion transmembrane transport; transmission of nerve impulse. The record is from RefSeq and is a predicted model, not a curated record. The transcript has 11 exons. Bases 1194 to 3860 code for a protein of 888 amino acids. Gene Ontology annotation, cellular component: membrane.